Cuscuta epithymum is the source of this 1342-nucleotide messenger RNA. Lineage: Eukaryota; Viridiplantae; Streptophyta; Magnoliopsida; Solanales; Convolvulaceae. The record is from the annotation of a GenBank genome assembly.
UUCACCGAGAACCACCCCAAAUGACGAUGGCCGGACAGGACCUCCCGACUUAUUUGACACUCUUCCCUAAAUUUAAAUGUCCAUAUACGCUGACAUUUAGAUACAAAUGUUUGCGUAUAAAUUUUGUCGGGACCAUGAAUUGUUGUUAGCAUCAUUAACUCUGUACGGAGUAAAAGUUUGGUAGCACUCGAAGAUAUGCUGAUAGCCCUGAUAUCCCCAAAUUUGUUGAAACACGUCUUUUUUGUGUAAAAACGUCAGAUUAAGUAUUUAUAGGCAGCCUACCUAACACUCAACUAGAAUCCAAAGUCGGAGCCAAAUCCACGUGAACUCGAACUUGGUUGAGUGGUUCUCUGAAGUUCUUACCUGAGCAGAGAAAUUUGCCUCAACUCGAUCGGAAUUCAUUGCCAGAAUGAUCUCUCGCUGCUCCAACUGGAAGCUUCCGGCGGUGGAGUUUCGCCCCCCGUUGAUAGGGUGCCCGAAUCAGCGGGCACGGCCGGCAGAAUUUCAUUUCAGUAGGGCUGCCACGAGGAGCUGCCCUCCUAGGUCCACAAACAGAGCCUCGCAAUUUCGAGUCUCCGCGGUGGAACGCACCGGCAACAGCGGCGCUGGGGAAAGCGCAGCCAGUAAGAAGGUGACUCCGACUUCGUCGGCGUCUGUACCUAAUUCGAACUACAUGGUCCCACUGGACAAGCCAUCGUCAUGUCUUACUCGCCCUCUUGCCGAGAUCCUCCGUGACCUCAAUAAGAGGAUCCCUGAUAACAUCAUCAAGGAUCACGACAGUAAUGAUCCUCAUUCCACAUUCAUCCCCUGGUACCAUGCCAAUCGCAUGUUAAGCUUCUACGCCCCAGGUUGGUGUGGAGAAAUAAGGGAUGUUAUUUUUUCUGAGAAUGGAAGUGUGACUGUCGUUUACCGUGUCACAGUACUGGGAUCAGAUGGAGAGGCAUACCGCGAGUCAACUGGAACAGUGCCUUCCGGAGACGAGAGCGUCAGAGAUCCAGUUACUGCAGCUGAGGAGAUUGCAUUUUGCAGAGCUUGUGCUCGGUUUGGACUUGGCUUAUAUCUUUACCACGAUGAAUAGCUUCCAAAGAAAGGACAAUUUUGAUGAGAUUUGAGUCGAAGCUGUCUGUAACUUUUAUAAGAUGUUGUAGUUCGAUAAUAUACGUUGACCUAAAAGCUUUUGCCUCAUAUGGCUCUACUAUGAGUCUAUGACUAUUGCUGCCUCCGCAAUUUCUUUCAGUUCUGGAUUUUAAUUUUGCCACUCUACUCAUACGAAUUGGUUGAAUUAUGAAUAAUAGCUAUUUAAAAUAUAUACCUCUGUCCCAUUGAAAGGUUCCAAUGACAC